This is a messenger RNA of Hermetia illucens (black soldier fly), 7063 nucleotides long. Its product is annotated as homeobox protein prospero-like. The transcript is spliced from 4 exons. NCBI's taxonomy places the organism in Eukaryota, Metazoa, Arthropoda, Insecta, Diptera, Stratiomyidae. Gene Ontology annotation, cellular component: nucleus. Gene Ontology annotation, biological process: regulation of transcription by RNA polymerase II. The record is from RefSeq and is a predicted model, not a curated record. Gene Ontology annotation, molecular function: RNA polymerase II cis-regulatory region sequence-specific DNA binding; DNA-binding transcription factor activity, RNA polymerase II-specific. Bases 829 to 5181 code for a protein of 1450 amino acids.
GCAAAAGUGAAAAAGUCAGGGCGCUGUGGGGCCGCGGGCGGCCUCGUCGACAGGUAGACAAGCGACGAAAAUCGUAAAGCGCUGCCGGUCCCCACCGGCACACGUCAAUCCACACCACAGCCCACCUGGGCCAGGCCGGCCGCCCCAUCGCGUGCUCGUGGCUGUGUGCGGCGACUUGCAGCCCAACACACUCGCGCGCCGGCCCCCUCCCAAGAAACCCCAACAAAUAAGAACAAGACCAAGUGAGUGUUUAUAAGUUUGGCUAAUGUCCGUUUCCGUUUCUUUUUGCUUUCAGGUCUGCGUUGCGAUGGAAGGGGAAUUUUAAGGCUGGGUUAAAUCGGCGAGAGAGUGAGAAGUGAGUCGGUUCGUGGUGCCGUCGUGGUGGCCGUCGCAUUGUCAACAUUUUCGGUAUCAACAUCGCAUCUGGGAGCGAGCCGGGGAACGGCGGCCGUCGGACAUCGUCGGCUCUACGUGGCGCGGCGAGCAACACGCCGAGUGCGAGCGAAGUGGCAAUCCACAAGUUGCAGUAGGGGAAGAGUUAGAAAGAAGAGAGCGGGACGGGGCGGCGAGCGGAAGAUAAGACGCAAGCAACAUUGCUGCGAAGGGAGCGCAGUCGACGGCGCGGCAGCACUUGGGCCGAGUCGAAGACGGUCGAGACACGGCAACAUCUUGGCGGAUGCACGGCGAGCGCGUGCAGCCGAGGAUUUGUUCUUACUGGUGUGUGUCGAGCAACAUUCGGAAGAGAUAGGGAGAGACGCGCAGCGACGGGGAGGGGGCGGUUUCUCCCACCUUUUGCGGUCCGCAGGCCAAUAAAGUGUUGGGUUUCUUAUGAUGUCAUCAGAGGAGGACACAGCAGAGUGUUUUGGGUUGUACGGAGACAAGCUACUGAACAGCAAGAAAACUAAACGCACCAGACAGCGCGUAGACGCGGGCGAACCAAGGAACAGUUAUUCGUCGAUUCCCAACUUCAGUUCGAGACCAUCCUUCAUGAGUGGUGGACUGUACGGGGCGCUUUUAAGCCAGAGCCAGCAGCAUUUCGGCGGCUUGUUCGGUCCAAACGGGUUCGGGUCGGCCAAGAUGCUCAACGAGCUAUUCGGGAGACAAGUGAAGUCGGCGCAGGACGCCUCCUCGGGGCCGGAGAGUAUGCUCUCGAUGGAGUCCGCCUCCAGCACGGACGGCGGGGCGCUAGCGGGCACGGUGGCGGUGGGCGCCAACUCGGCCAAUUCGACAGGUGGAAGCGGAAGCGGCAAGCUGGGCUUCGAGUCCGCGGCAUCCUCGAACAAUUCGUCGCCGGUGAUAAGGCGAAGGACGAGCAGCAGCGGCGUGGAGACGGACGGGGGCGGCAGCACGCCGCCACAGUCGCAGACGCAGCAGCAGCAGCAGCAGAACGAGCUCGCGCACCACAUGCUGCGCAACAUCCUGCAGGGCAAGAAGGAGCAGUUGAUGGCGCUGGACCACGAGCUGCGCUCAGCCGCGGCCGCAGCCGCACACAGCUCGCCGGAUAACAAUAAUAGCAUUAGCAAAAAUAAUAACAAUACGAAUAGCAAUAAUAACAAUAACACAAGUACUGUGAAUAGCAACAAUAACUCGGGCAACAGUGUGAAUUGCGCGCAACAAGACGUUAAGAACGAGAUGAUCGCGGGUGCGACUAAAGUGAAUAGCGUGAACGCGAGUGUGGGAGUGAAGGGCGCUGCCAAGGGCCAGCAGCAGCAGCAGCACAAGGCCAGUGACGAAGUGGGUGGUGUGAGCGCGGCUGGUUUGGCUGGCGGCGCCGGCGAAGUUACGGACGGGAAUAAUUCCGAGAACGACGGGGAUGAUUUGCACUCGGAUCGGAUGGGGGUUGUGACGACGAAGAAGGAGCGCGACGAACUUCUGGACGAGGACGACGAAAUGAUGGGGCUGAAUAACUCGCACUCAGAUUUGGAAACGCUAGGAUCCCCCGACUCGACGGGGGCGGACGAUGUGCAGAUGAAGGAGGAGCUGUUGGAGGCGGAAAUGAACCUGGACAAGGAGUUGGAUAGAUCGUCGCCGCUGAUGCAAGGCGGCGCGGGAGGCUUAGGUGGCGGCAAGGAGCCCGUUGCGCUGGACAUGAAACGGGCCCGCGUCGAAAACAUAGUCUCCACGAUGCGAUCUAGCCCCUCCCUGUCCUCGCAGCCGCAAGUGAAUGGAUGCAAGAAACGGAAAUUGUAUCAACCACAGCAGCACGACAACAGCGCGGCUGAGCGUUACGCGGCCGUGGCCGCAGGAUUAAACCUUAACCUUGGAUUGAACUUACACGGAUUGAUGAUGGACGAGGACGAGGAGGAGGAGAUCGAGUCGCCUCAGAUCCAGCAGAAGCGCGACGAGAAGAACGCCCUUAAGUCACAGUUGCGAUCGAUGCAGGAGCAGUUGGCUGAGAUGCAACAGAAAUAUGUGCAAUUGUGCUCGCGGAUGGAGCAGGAGUCGGAGUGCCAGGAAAUCGACGACACGGGAAGCGAUAUAAUCGAGCAAGAUGCUGAUCAGGACGACAACACCAACUCCCCCACAAUUGAAAAGUCACAACCGGAGCGACCGUCACCGAUGGUGUCGCCCCUCAAGGAGCUCACAACGAAAACUAACAACGCUCCCAAUAUGCUAUCGCAGAUGAUGAGCAAAAUGAUGUCAACAAAGAUGCGGAACCCACUGGGACCGCACCAUCACAUGUCGCAGUCCUUCAACGGAGCACACCCUCUGCUGCAACACAUGCACCACGGCGGACUGGGUAGCGAUCACGGUAUGCAAAAUCCCCACAUGUCUCACCAUGCAAUCAGCAAUGCUGCCGCCAUGUAUCUAGGCCAGAAAUUCUUUCUAGAGCAAGAGGCUCGCAUGGCCAAAGAAGCUGCGGAGCACCAUGAACGCCAGCAACAGCAGCACCAUCAUCACCAGCAGCAACACCUUCAACAACAGCAGCAGCACCAGCAGCAGCAGCAACAACAACAACAGCAACAGCAGCAAAUGCACCACCAGACGCAGCAGCAACAGCAGCAGCAGCACCAAGCACAACCACCACCGCCGCCGCCGCCACAGCUGCUACAAUCCCCCGCUCAAACUAGCCAACCACAGCAGCCGCCGCAACCGCCCCAACCGCAACCGCCUCCUCAGCAGCAAACGAGCGAAAGCGUUCAGCCAGGCGGACCAGUCCAUCAUCAUUCCAGCCAGUCGUCAUCCCAGCAAUCCAUGCGGCAGUCACCAAUGACCAAACUAUCAACAGUACAAUCGGAUCUAUCCGAAAAAUUUAACAUUAUUCGUUCGAGUACAAAUUCCGUGGGUCCUAUGUCCGGUUCUGAUCUCGAGGGGCUGGCCGACAUUCUGAAAUCUGAGAUAACGGCAUCGCUAUCGACGCUGGUGGACUCAAUAGUAACAAGAUUCGUGCAUCAGCGCCGAUAUCUGGGCAAACAGUCGGAAGCGGCCGCAGCAGCGGCAGAGCAGUUGAAUAAGGACUUGCUGAUGGCGUCUCAACUCCUCGACCGAAAAUCGCCCAGGAUAAAGGUGGCCGAUCGAUCGAGUGGCGGGAAUAACGUCAGCGGGAGCUGCACUGGCAGCAACAACGUCGGCCCGAACGCAACUAACAGUCAGUCAGGUAAUGGUCAAGCAGUAAAUAAUGGCAGUAGUCAAGCAAACAGUAGUGUAAGCCAUCCUUCAAACCCUAUGCUAAGCAAUCAAAACAAUGGGCAGCGACUGAACGGCAGCGCCUUCCCUCCAAUGGGAUUGCCGAUGCACGUGAACGGCCCAGGCCCAAGCGAUAGUAAUAACACUAGUAAUCUAAGCUCUCUCAGUAUUCCUCCUCAUGUCCGACCUUCGCCCUCAGCGGCAAUGUUUCAGGCACCGAAACCACCACAGUCAAUGAACGCAGUCGCCGCCGCGGCCCUCUACAACUCGAUGAACGCCCUGGGGGGACACACGAACCAGGUGAACCCUUUCUGCAUGCCUGAGCCUCGAGAUCAAAACCAGGAGCAGAACGAGGCACUCAGUUUGGUUGUGACGCCCAAGAAGAAGCGGCAUAAGGUCACGGACACACGGAUAACCCCACGAACGGUUAGUCGAAUCCUAGCCCAAGACGGCAUUGGCCCACCGCCUGCAAAUCAUAUGGAGCAGCAGCAACAGCAAAUGAGCUCGACCAGCAGCCACGCGAAAUUCAACAGCCAGCAGGUUAGCGGAGUCCCUUCGGCGAGCACGCCGGCAGACACUCCGUCACCGCGGUCAUCCUACCACCCGCCACCACCGCAAGCAAUGAUGCCUGUAUCGCUGCCCACAACUGUCGCGAUACCGAACCCAUCGUUACAUGAGUCGCAGGUCUUCUCACCAUACAGUCCGUUUUUUACGUCACACGGUCCGCACGGGCCCCACGGCCCCCAUGCUCCGCAACCUUCGCAGCUGCAUCACAUGAAGAUGUCAUCGAGUCCGCCCGGACUAUGUGGGAUGAUGGACUCCAGGGAUUCACCACCACUACCUCAUCCACAAACAAUGCUACAUCCUGCCCUCCUAGCCGCCGCCCAUCACAGCGGAUCACCAGACUAUGGACACCUGCGAGCAGCCAUGGAUACAACGGAUCGCAAUUCUGAUUGCAACUCCGGGGACAUAUCCUUUGACGGGAUUCAACCUACUAUAUCCUUUUCAAACAAGCAAAACCGACAAAAUAUGCAGUACGUUUCCUUAACUGCGGUGAACUCGUCGACAUUGACUCCGAUGCAUCUGCGAAAGGCGAAACUGAUGUUCUUCUGGGUACGGUACCCAAGCUCGGCUGUUCUCAAGAUGUACUUCCCGGACAUCAAAUUCAACAAGAACAAUACCGCGCAACUAGUCAAAUGGUUCUCGAAUUUCAGAGAAUUCUACUACAUUCAAAUGGAGAAGUACGCACGUCAAGCUAUCACGGAAGGCGUUAAAAAUGCCGAUGAUCUUCAUGUUAGUGGCGACAGCGAACUUUAUCGAGUGCUAAAUUUACAUUAUAAUCGGAAUAACCACAUUGAGGUAUGCAGAAAUCAGGUUCCGCAGAACUUUCGAUACGUGGUUGAACAAACUCUGCGUGAAUUUUUUAGGGCUAUACAGAGUGGUAAAGAUGCUGAACAAUCAUGGAAAAAGUCCAUCUAUAAGAUAAUAUCGCGAUUAGAUGAUCCUGUGCCGGAAUAUUUCAAAUCACCAAACUUUUUGGAACAGUUAGAAUAAAAUGAAUUUGAUUACACGACGAAGAAAAGUAAUGAUUUAGAAAAGAAAAAUUUUAACAUUGUGAAAUAUACAUAAAAAACUAAAAGUAAAUGUUAAACAAAGCAAAAACUAAAAAAUUAAGAUAUAACAACUUUUGUGGUUCCUAUAAUGUAGUGUGCUUACGUCCAAAAAGCGACUGCAAUAAUCGACGAUAUACUCGCGUUUAGGCCUUCAUUUCAAAAAUUAUUUUAAAAAAUUAAGAGGUAUGGAAGAAAAAAAAAUUAAUACAAAAUUCAUAUUUGCAAAAAUAAAUUUAAAGUUGAUUUCAAAAAAAUAACAUGUCAAAGAAACCAGUCGAAAGCGAUAUACGAAAAUUCAAAAGAAAAUCGUCACAAACAAUUCAAAAUAGGAAAUUCUCCAGUACCCUUAAAAAAAUUUAGAACUCACGAUAGCCGCACACAUUCUUCAUCCACGAAAUUAACCAUCAACAAAAUGCAAUAGGAUCAUCAAAUGCCGCGCACAGGAUAACACCACAAAACCUCUCUGUAGGAAGCUGAUUUCCUAUACAACAUGCAAAAUAGAAAUAUGGACUUCAUAAAAUGAUCGUGUUGAGUGUAAACUGUAUUGCAGCAUCGCAGAAGCAGCAACGACAAUUUCGUUUCGUUUUUAGCAGAAAAACAUACCAGGCUAAGAUUAUUCGUUAUAAUUACCACAAACCAAAACUCACGAACAACUAAAAUAGUUUCGUAGUAAUCAAGGAAAGUCUUUUGUUGCUGGAACUCCAACAAUUAUAAUAGACAAAAUCAUGAAAGCAUCCAUAUUCACUUAAGAAAGUCCUUCAUAGUAAAAUUAAGUUUCCAAAUGAAUAUUCCCUUAUGAAGUAUCUGUUAAUUUGUUGUUGAUUUUUUAAAGCUAGUAGCUGUUUCCUUUUCAAUCGGUGAGAUGCUUUCUUUUAUUGUGUUUAGCAACUGGAAGACAUAAUUGCUAAUUUAUCUAACCUAGUCUAUGAAAAAGGGUUCAAAUAAAAAAGCUGGUGUAUUGUAUAUGAAGAAGUCACUGCUGUAUAUAAACACCGAGAAAUUUAAACCGCAACAUGAAUUAUAACGACAAUACAAUUGAUUUUAUCAUUACAGAAAAUCUGUUAAUAUAAUUUCCUUUUACUUACAACUAUUACACCAAAAAUGUUAGUUGGAAAGAACCCUAAGCAUCGCGUGUAAUUCUUAGGCAAAACACAUCCUGUAAAUAGUCCUAUCCGUCAUUUAUUCAAAAAUACCAAAAAAUAUUAGAAAGUAAAAUGAGAAAAAUAAAAAAACUAAUUAUUUGAUGUCAGGCGGUAUUAUAUAAAUAUAUGAUGUUUUAUUAAAGAAAAAAAAACCAAAAUAACCUAUGUAAUAAAAGAAUCAAAUUAAAAUUAGGGGCAAAACAUUGAUAAAAUGUAAAAAGAGCAGAAAUUGGUCGAAUAUUGAAAAGAAAAAAGAACAAUUGAUUUGAAUUUCAUGAUUAAUUAUCGGAAUUGGUUUUACUACCAUAUGAGUGGUAUUUUUUUCACCAUUUUUAGUUUAAUAUUUUAGUUUUUAACACACUGAACCAAAGGUCGAAUCACCCACAAUUGAAUUCCUAGUCUUUUUCUUUAGAUUACGAUCUAUGCUGGAACGACGAGAAUUGCGUAGAAAGAUAAAUCAACUUGAUUGAAUAUGAAUUUGAAUGGGUGUGAAAGAAAUUAGAAGAGUUGAAAGAUGUAGAUCGUUUUCUAUGAAUUAUAGAUUUACGUUUAUGAAAUAGCUUAUGUUUAGUUUCUGUAUUUAUACUAUUUUUAAUUACUAUUACAUAAUGCAAGUGUUAAUAUAUUUUAUUUUUAUUAUUAUAAUUGGAAAGUGUAAUAUAAAGAAGAUUUUAAUCGAAA